AGCGUCAGCCGCAGGGGCACUGGUGCCCGACUCCUUGUUUCAGUGGCUCCAAGGGGCUGGGUGGGAAGCAGGAGGCCAUUAGGACCCAGAAGCUCCCUGAGCAUGCCGCUCUGCCGGCUGCCUCUCACCGCUCACUGCAGUGGUUCAGGCUUCAGCAGCCCUGGAGAAGCAUCAGCUGAGAGGAGCUAUCACAUGGGAGCCGGGAGCUGCUCAGCAAAGAUGCCUUCAUGAGGAAACUGAAAUCCUAAAGAGUCACAGUAAUUCCCAGACCUGGGACUGGAAACCGGAUCUCAUGUCCCUUCUAUGCCCCAACAGCUCCUGCCAUUCUGAGAGACAAGAAAUCAGGAAAUUUACAUAAGCAACUUGAAAACUGGGGCACUAUCCUGAAGCUCAGCGGGACCCUAGGAGAGGGAGACAGAGGAUUUAGAAUCUCUGGAUAACAGUCCCUGAGAGAGGAAAAGGGCAUGGAGAAUAGAGGAAAGGAAAAGAAAAAGGAACCGGCGACCAGUCAGAAGGUGGAGUGCUGAGUGAGUGAGGCUCCGGCAUCUCUCAUGUCUCCUGCUUCUUCCAGGUCACCAAAGGCAGACCAGAGCCAGGAAGCAGAGAUGAGCUUCUGAGCCUUCCGUUCUAUUACCUGCACAGCCAGGCCUGGAAGGCUGGCGAUUAGAGCCUGUCCAGGAGGCUCCAGCAGGAGGCACCCUCUCCCCUCAUCCCCCCACACAAAAUUGGCAAGCCUGUUAAGCCUGGGCCUGGGCUGGCCAUCCCAGGGUCACUGGACUAGGAUGGGGGAUGGGCCUGUGACAGGAGGUGCCCUGGGUGUCCUCUUUCGGCCCCAUGGAGUCCUCUCCCAUCCCCCAGUCAUCAGGGAACUCUUCCACUCUGGGGAAGGUCCCUCAAACCCCAGGUCCCUCUACUGCCAGUGGGGUCCCAGAGGUGGGGCUGCGGGACGUGGCCUCGGAAUCUGUAGCCCUUUUCUUCAUGCUCCUGCUGGACUUGAUCGCUGUGGCUGGCAAUGCUGCUGUGAUGGCUGUUAUCGCCAAGACACCCGCCCUCCGAAAAUUUGUCUUCGUCUUCCACCUCUGCCUGGUGGACCUGCUGGCCGCCCUGACCCUCAUGCCCCUGGCCAUGCUCUCCAGUUCUGCCCUCUUUGACCAUGACCUCUUCGGGGAGGUCGCCUGCCGCCUCUAUUUGUUCCUGAGCAUAUGCUUCGUCAGCCUGGCCAUUCUCUCCGUGUCGGCCAUCAAUGUGGAACGCUACUAUUAUGUUGUCCAUCCCAUGCGCUAUGAGGUGCGCAUGACGCUGGGGCUGGUGGCCUCUGUAUUGGUGGGCGUGUGGGUGAAAGCCUUGGCCAUGGCUUCUGUGCCAGUGUUGGGAAGGGCCUCCCGGGAGGAGGGAGCUCUCAGCGUCCCCCCAGGCUGCUCACUCCAAUGGAGCCGCAGUGCCUACUGCCAGCUUUUCGUGGUGGUCUUUGCUGUCCUUUACUUCCUGUUGCCUCUGCUCCUCAUCCUUGUGGUCUACUGCAGCAUGUUCCGAGUAGCCCGAGUGGCAGCCAUGCAGCAUGGACCGCUGCCCACGUGGAUGGAGACACCCCGGCAACGCUCUGAGUCUCUCAGCAGCCGCUCCACUAUGGUCACCAGCUCGGGGGCCCCCCAGACCACCCCACACCGGACGUUCGGGGGAGGGAAGGCUGCAGUGGUCCUCCUGGCUGUGGGGGGACAGUUCCUGCUCUGUUGGUUGCCCUACUUUUCUUUCCACCUCUACAUUGCCCUGAGUGCUCAGCCCAUUUCGACUGGGCAGGUGGAGAAUGUCGUGACCUGGAUAGGCUACUUCUGCUUCACUUCCAACCCGUUCUUUUAUGGAUGUCUCAACCGGCAGAUCCGAGGGGAGCUCAGCAAGCAGUUUGUCUGCUUCUUCAAGCCGGCUCCAGAGGAGGAGCUGAGGCUACCAAGCCGGGAGGGCUCCAUUGAAGAGAACUUUCUGCAGUUCCUUCAGGGUACAGGCUGUCCCACGGAGUCCUGGGUUUCCCGACCCCUCCCCAGCCCCAAGCAGGAGACACCUGCUGUGGACUUUCGAAUUCCAGGCCAGAUAGCUGAAGAGACCUCUGAGUUCCUGGAGCAACAACUCACCAGCGACAUCAUCAUGUCGGACAGCUACCUCCGUCCCGCCCCCUCACCUCGACUGGAAUCAUGAUGGGCUUCUAGCCACUUGGAGGGAGAUGGGGCUGGGGCCACUUAUAACUGAAGUUAUUCACUGAAGUGAAUCCCACCUUGUGGGAUUACCUAUUCCCAGCUAGCAGGGGCUGGGGCUGGGGUCUCUACACACAGCUUUUGCUUAGUGUUUUCUGGGUCAGGAACAAUGCCAACAGAGAGGAUGAACGUGUGGCAAAAGCCUUGGACAUGGCUAUGAUCCUUGACUACUGGGGGAGGGAACCUGGUGAGAUGGUAAUGAGAAUAAAGGGUCACGAAGGAUUGGCCUCCUUGAUCUCUCUCCUCAUGGCAGUGACCCACCUCCAGCCCCCUGGACUAUCGGGUACAAGAGACUAAGGUUGGGAAUGGGAAGGGUGGGGUUUCCAUGGUCCAUUAAAUGCUUCCUACUCCCAUCCAUCGCUCUCAAAAUUAGCUUCAGUGACAAAGACUUAAGUCUCUCUCCUAUCUGCAGCCCUGGGUUGGAGAGAGGGCCCGAGAGUUGGGUUCAGAUGUUCACUAAUUGAGACUGUAGGAACUUGUUGGUUGGUAUCAGUGGUGGUAUUUGCAAGGGAGGGGGAAUAGUUGCAAACUGGACAGGACACCCAUCUGGGACUACUUGUCUAUCCACUUCCCUCAGUUGGAUCAAGUAACAUUCAAGGGUUGAGGCAGGACAAGAGGGUGCUUUGAUCUGUAUUUGAACAAAUUCCUGGCUCACUGAACAUUAAAGGGAAGACGGGCUGGUGGGAGUGGGAUAGUUUCCCCUUUGAAUGGCCAAUAAAUACUUUUUAUUAUAAAAAGUUAUUCUGAUAUCAACAUUUACUAUUUCAGUUCAAUUCAGUGCAUAAUAGUUGAAUACCUAGUAUUCUCUGGGACCCACACAGUCACUGCCUUUGAGGAGUUCAUAGUCUAAUUUUAUCAGGUACCUUGUAUUUUUACAGAGCACUUAUAUCCGGUAAAGCAUUAAAGAAUGUUUGAGAAAUAUAUUGGAGAAUACAUUGGAGCUCAGUCCACUGCAGCAAGAUACAUACAUGGAAGCUUCCUGUGGAUUGUGGAACGUGUGAGGGUUGUAAAUGAAAUUCUAGCUGCAGAAAAGAAUUUAUUAAGAAACUGGGCAAACAGCUUUCCCCCUUUAGAUGUAGGAGAAUUUACAGGUUUCUGUCUUCCUACCACCAAACUUACUUUAGUCUAGAACCUAUUACACUGAAGAAAUCCCUUAGAUAGUACAUCUACCAAGGAGAAUCCUUCGUGAUUGAAAAACAUGCUCUUCUCACUCUCCUCCCUUUUAAGAUAAACUCAGAAGGGAGACAUCUCACUUGUAGAUAAGGGGUUCUCUUCAAACAUCAGGGAUCAGCUAGUAGGCCUUAAGCAUCGCCAGCAGGUGGCAGUGUGAGUCCAGUGGAAACAGGAAAGGAGCUUGCAUGGGGGAGUUGGGGGUGGGGAGAGGGAGUGAGGAGAGGGGAGAACAGGAAACAUUGUCUGGCAGCCAUUUUGUUAAUUUAUUUUGUCUUCUCCUUUGCCUUGCCCUCCAGCCCUUCCUUCACAUACAUCAAAAAAGAAAAUUUUAAGUGCAAGGAUAACUCUAACUCAGGCUUGUAUUUCCUGACACUGAACUCACUGGUGUUUAUUACAGAAUUUGACAUAGGCUGGUUCAUUUGCCACUUAUUUUUCCCUGAGUGGAUCAUGAAGGAAAUAAAAAUUUCUAUUAUGUUGACAAUUCUCCCAAA
Mustela erminea (ermine) is the source of this 3910-nucleotide messenger RNA. It is a transcript of the gene GPR61, whose product is annotated as G protein-coupled receptor 61. Bases 835 to 2190 code for a protein of 451 amino acids. The transcript is spliced from 3 exons. Gene Ontology annotation, cellular component: signaling receptor complex; plasma membrane; endosome. Gene Ontology annotation, biological process: G protein-coupled receptor signaling pathway. NCBI's taxonomy places the organism in Eukaryota, Metazoa, Chordata, Mammalia, Carnivora, Mustelidae. The record is from RefSeq and is a predicted model, not a curated record. Gene Ontology annotation, molecular function: G protein-coupled receptor activity.